UAACGCGAGCUAGCUGGUGUGGUUGUCAACAGCGCACAGUUUGUUUAUUUUAAUGUGUUCUUGCCUACAUUUGAUUUGCUUUUAUUUAAUAUCUUCUCAUGACAAGUGGUGGAAUGGGAAGCUGACCUUUGUAAGCUAGCUGGCUAGCUAACUCGCUAGUUGUAGUUAGCUCGGUGGCUAAUUGACUGGCAAGUUGUUUACGCGGAGCUAGCUAACCCGGCUGGUUAUUUACACAGCAAGUUUAACAGGUUCGGGGCUGAAAAACAACAUGUUAAAAUGAAAUGGAUAUUGUAAUUGUUGUUGAAAAAGUAUUACCUUCGAUUAUCAAGUUCUUUAAAUCUCGGCAUUGGUGAAUCAAGCUUCGCGAGGAUGGAAAAACCUCCCUUUAAACAGACUCAAUUUUGUGGAGCCUGGGCAAUGAAAGAGCGAUUAGGAACAGGAGGCUUUGGUCAUGUCUACCUGUAUCAACAUCAGGAAACAUCCGAGAAAAUUGCUGUGAAACUCUGUCGACUCGAACUUAGUCUAAAAAACAAAGAAAGAUGGAGUCGAGAGAUUCAGAUAAUGAACAAGUUAAACCACAUUAACGUGGUGACGGCUAGAGAUGUACCUGAAGAAAUGAAACACAUCGCCUUGAAUGACUUACCUCUUUUAGCCAUGGAGUACUGUUCCAGAGGAGACCUUCGCAAGAUGUUAAGCAAACCUGAAAAUUGUUGUGGGUUAAAAGAAAGUGAGGUGCUGUCCCUACUCAAUGACGUUGGUUCAGGAAUUCAGUAUCUCCAUGCAAACAAAAUUAUUCAUCGGGACUUGAAACCAGAAAAUAUUGUUCUACAGGAAAUUAAUGGAAAGCUGGUACACAAGAUAAUAGACCUGGGCUACGCCAAAGAUUUGGAUCAAGGGAGCCUUUGCACAUCGUUUGUGGGCACCCUGCAGUAUCUGGCCCCAGAGCUUUUUGAAAGCAAACCAUACACAGUCACCGUGGACUAUUGGAGCUUUGGGACCAUGAUUUUUGAAUGUAGCUGUGGUUUUCGCCCAUUUUUACACAAUUUGCAGCCUGUGCAGUGGACAAGCAAAGUUCGUAACAAAGGCCCCAAAGACAUAAUGGCCAUUGAGGACAUGAACGGUGAAGUCAGGUUUUCAAGCCACCUUCCUUACCCCAAUAAUCUCAGCAGCACUCUGCUUGAGCCCCUGGAGGGUUUGCUGCAGCUGAUGCUGAAGUGGGAUCCAGUUCAGAGAGGAGGUGAAGUACAUCCUGAAACUAAACAGCCAGUGUGCUUUUCACUUCUUGAUCAGAUACUCAGCAUGAAGGUUGUGCAUGUCUUGAACAUGACUACGACCGCUGUUCACUCGUACCUUCUGAGUCCCGAGGAAACCCUCCACUCCUUACAGCAGAGAAUUGAGGCGGAGACAAAUAUCGAACUGGUGAAUCAAGAGCUUCUGCAGGAGACAGGAGUCAUGCUGGAUCCAAGAAAGCCUGCAGCGCAGUGUGUCCUCGAUGGAGUUAGAGGAUGGGACAGCUACAUAGUGUAUCUGUUUGACAAGAGCUUAACCAAGUACAAUGGACCCUUUACUGCCAGGGCACUUCCAGAGAGUGUUAACUUCAUCGUACGUGAGACCAAGACGCAGCUUCCAUUGAGCGCCCUUAAGAAGGUAUGGGGCGAGGCUGUGAGCUACGUCUGCGGCCUUAGAGAGGAUUACAGCCGCCUGUACCAAGGCCAAAGAGCUGCCAUGUUGAGCCUUCUUCGCUACAACACCAACCUCACAAGAUACAAGAAUCUGAUGUUUUCAUGCUCACAGCAGUUAAGAGCGAAGCUCGAUUUCUUUAAGAGUAGUAUCCAGUAUGAUCUGGAGAAGUACAGUGAUCAGAUGCAGUAUGGCAUAUCUUCUGAAAAGAUGCUAAAGGCUUGGCAGGAAAAUGAAGAAAAGGCGGCUGCGUUUGGACAGGUUGCAGAGAUUGGCCAUCUAGACGAGGAGAUAAUGGCCUUACACUCAGAGAUUGUAGAACUUCAGAGAAGUCCAUAUGCACGACGCCAGGGAGAUAUCAUGGAGCAACUCGAGGAGAAAGCUAUUGAACUCUACAAACAAUUGAAAGCAAAAUGCAAAAUGAACGACUCUCAGCAUGGAUACAGUGACAGUUCUGAUAUGGUAAAGGUCAUUAUUCAGACAGUCCAGAAUCAAGACAAAGUACUGAAAGACCUUUAUGCACAUCUCAGUAAAAUUUUGCAAAGCAAACAGAAGAUCAUCGAAUUGUUCCCUAAGAUCGAGAAAACUCUGGAGAAUAUUAAGGAAGCAGACAGCACUGUCAUGCAGAUGCAAAUGAAGAGACAGCGAGAGUUCUGGCACCUACUCAAGAUAGCCUGUGCACAGAACAUUAACCGCAGUGCAGAGAUAUCUCCUCCUCUUAUGGCCUGGACUGAUCUUCCACGCACGUCUCUCACAGCUCCAACUGACAAUGAAACGGUCAGUCUGCUGGAGGAGAACCAAAGGUACUUAAGCCAGCUCACAAGUCUGCUGCAGGAGACGACUGAGGAGGAAUCAGAAAGUAUCAUGGAUCAAGACUGGAGCUGGACUAAAUAUGAAUCCCUGAUUCCAAAAUUACAACGUUUAUAGAUUCAUGUUACGCUAAGAAGCACACGGUUGAAUUUCUCCUGUCAGACAUGGUUUUUCCUCAUCGUAACAUGUUUGGGUUUGUAGUGUAAGAGUAACACGUCAUAUGUAUCUGUAAUUCAAUUGGCACAAUGCCACCAACUAAAAGCAAAACUUAUACAUACAUGAGUACUUAUUUAUUGUUUUGAAUGUACUUAAUCUGUCCUACAUGAGCUGGUUGUGUUUCAGGUUUCGGUGUCGUAUUUGGGUUUGACUUCUGUAGAUCAGCAGCUGCACUUUAGAGGCUCUCUGAAUGGUGAAUUUUACGGUGUUGGAAAAGAAAACUCAGAUUUAUAGGUGUGCACUAUAAUAAAAUGUAAUCAUGUCACAGAUUAAAAACAAGACAAGUCAGUGGAUUUUGCCAUACAAGGUUAUAUGAGGGUUUUUCCAAAAGUGUCCGUACUUUUUUAAACUCUGUUUAUUAAGAAUAAAUCACUUUCCUACAUACUCACCUUACGAUGCAUUUGUCCCAGCGUCGUACCAACGUUUUAAUGCCAUCAGCAAACGGUGUUUUUGGUUAACGUGUAACCACUGAUGCAGCACUGCUUUCACAUCAUCAUCCUCACAUGAAAAUCUUCCAUCCCUUAAAGCUUCUUUGAGCAUCCAAAAAGGUGGAAAUCAGAUGGCGCUCACUAAAUCUGGACUAUUAGCCCUCUCAGUUUCUCAGACACCACCGAUUACUCCUCCCACCCUCACCGUUUCCAACCAAAAUAUAAAAGUGCAGAAGCUUUUUGAAGAUCCCUCGUAUAUGGACAGCUGUCUAUGAAGCUUUCUGAAAUACAUUUUCAGUUGCUCAUGAAGAAAAGCCUGAAACUCGUUGCUGUGCAGUUGAAAACCGAAGGUGCUUACGUUGGUUGGUGUGUGGUGGUGUUUUUUUCUUUCUGUUUAUUUUUUUAUUAAAAGGAGCAGUGUCAUAGAGUUAUUGGUGCAGUGCCCAGCCCAAAGGAAAGAGAUUCAACACCGUCACCAAUGUUGUCACCAAGUUUAUGGUUUAGAGUAAAAAUCCAUCAUUUUCUGUUUGUUCAAUUGUAAUCAGUUUUAAAUAAAAGUUUGACUUCUCAAAAUGUUUAUAAUAUUGCUUUUAUCUGAAAGUUUUAGUUUUCAUGUUUACCACUAAAUAAUUGUUCACUUUCACUGAUUUGUUGUACAUCACAAAUAAAGAUAAUGUGUCCUC
Trichomycterus rosablanca is the source of this 3817-nucleotide messenger RNA. RefSeq names its product component of inhibitor of nuclear factor kappa B kinase complex (gene chuk). The record is from RefSeq and is a predicted model, not a curated record. Bases 370 to 2607 code for a protein of 745 amino acids. Gene Ontology annotation, cellular component: IkappaB kinase complex; cytoplasm. The transcript has 22 exons. Gene Ontology annotation, biological process: tumor necrosis factor-mediated signaling pathway; peptidyl-serine phosphorylation; positive regulation of transcription by RNA polymerase II. Gene Ontology annotation, molecular function: IkappaB kinase activity; ATP binding. Lineage: Eukaryota; Metazoa; Chordata; Actinopteri; Siluriformes; Trichomycteridae.